Molecule: messenger RNA, 1065 nt
Organism: Nematocida homosporus
Lineage: Eukaryota; Fungi; Microsporidia
Exons: 1
Source: RefSeq, a predicted model, not a curated record
AACAUUAAUCUACAAGACUUAGAAGCGGAUCUUGCCAGUCGAUGCACCACGUCUACAUCACAGCCAGAUCCAAACCAAGAACAAAAGCCAUCUAUCCAGAAACUUUCCCUUGAUACAUUAUCGUUAUGUUUCAGUGAUACUAACCCAAUAACUGAGAAUAACCUAGUGAAGAUUCUCGAGUGGAUUGCUUGUCAAUUUACAGAUCUAGAAUGGUUGUUCUUAGACAAUCUUGAGGUUUCGCAGGUUGAACAAAAGAAGAUGUUAGCCCACAAUUACCACGUCAAUGGGUUAGAUGUCUUCAGAUGCGAUUCCAUAUCACCUAAACUCCCAAGAAUUACAUUGCUUGCCGGCAAUACUCAGAAUAUCAGACUAGCAGAGUUUAAUAUCUCUCGUCCUGAUAUUGUUGUCGUAGAGUAUGCAAUGAUACCUCACAUUCUUAAACUGGACCUUACUGGGAUGGAUUCUGAGGCACAUUUGUACAAACUCGCAACGGCUAUAAAGAAGUCUACCUCCAUUAUAUGUUCAAUGUGUUCUUUAAGUCUUUAUCGGCCAAAUGAGGAGAACAAAACAGACAAUAAGAUGCAUGUUGAGAUAGAUAAUGGCAUGAGUGGCGAGGUGCGUGAAGAAGAAAGCAAGGAAAAUGGUGUGUAUCAAGCGAUAACAAAGAAGGCAAACCCAGAUACUGUGGAAGAUUCUUCAAGCUUUAAUCCAGAGUUGCACUUUAAAACAAUCUGCUAUUUCGCUUGCGAACACCUAUCCUGUCUUAAAUGUGUAUCGAAGAUGGGGAUGCCCCACGAGGAUUUACUAAAGUGUCCAACUUGUAAGAAACAUGCCAGCCGCCAGAAAGCUUGCCAGCUUGUAUAUGCGCCUCUGCCCAACCUUGUUCUUGUCCAAAGCAAUAUUCCAACCUCUAUCCCAGAGUCCCAACAAUCUAAGAUUACAACAUGGCGUAAGGCCCCUACAUUCUUCUAUGCCUCUUAUGAAAAAGCAGAUUGGGCCCGUUCUGAGAUCUUCAGACAAGCAACUUAUGACACUUCCGACCCACUCCAUGUCAUGUUCGUCUAA